GCGGAGGCCCGGCCUGUGUGAGGGCGGACCCCGGAGGCGCCGAGGCCAAUGACGGGCCGCGGGAGACGGCGGGGCGGGGAGGACGGCCGCCGCAUGCCCAACCCGAGGCUUGGGAGGUGGCUGGGGAGUGAAUAUUCUGGAAGGCGACUUUAAAGGCGCUGGGCCGGGGCGAAGGGCGUUUCGGGGCGGCCGCCGGCCGAGCUGGGAGGGGGCGCGCUCAGCGGCAGGGAGCGAGGCCGCCGCGGACCCCGCAGGAUGAACCACAAGAGCAAGAAGCGGAUCCGCGAGGCCAAGCGGAGCGCGCGGCCGGAGCUCAAGGACUCGCUGGACUGGACCCGGCACAACUACUACGAGAGCUUCCCGCUGAGCCCGGCGGCCGUGGCGGAUAACGUGGAGCGCGCAGACGCCCUGCAGCUGUCCGUGGAGGAGUUCGUGGAGCGCUACGAGCGGCCGUACAAGCCCGUGGUGCUGCUGAACGCCCAGGAGGGCUGGUCGGCGCAGGAGAAGUGGACGCUGGAGCGCCUGAAGCGGAAGUACCGCAACCAGAAGUUCAAGUGCGGCGAGGACAACGACGGCUACUCGGUGAAGAUGAAGAUGAAGUACUACAUCGAGUACAUGGAGAGCACGCGCGACGACAGCCCGCUCUACAUCUUCGACAGCAGCUACGGGGAGCACCCCAAGAGGAGGAAGCUGCUGGAGGACUACAGAGUGCCCAAGUUCUUCACCGACGACCUCUUCCAGUACGCGGGCGAGAAGCGCAGGCCGCCCUACAGGUGGUUCGUGAUGGGGCCGCCGCGUUCCGGAACAGGGAUCCACAUUGACCCUCUGGGAACCAGCGCCUGGAACGCUUUGGUUCAGGGCCACAAGCGCUGGUGCCUGUUCCCCACGAGCACCCCCAGGGAGCUCAUCAAGGUGACCCGAGAGGAAGGAGGCAACCAGCAGGAUGAGGCCAUCACCUGGUUCAGCAUCAUCUACCCCCGGACACAGCUUCCGACCUGGCCGCCCGAGUUCAAACCCUUGGAGAUCCUGCAGAAGCCGGGAGAGACUGUCUUUGUGCCAGGAGGCUGGUGGCAUGUUGUCCUCAACCUCGACACCACCAUUGCCAUCACCCAGAAUUUUGCCAGCAGCACCAACUUCCCCGUCGUGUGGCACAAGACGACACAGCACGGGCAGCGGCAGUGCCAGCCACCCCCAGCCACCCCGUGCCACUGUGUCCCAACCCUGACCUGGAGGGACCAGCUCUCGGGGAUCCUGAAGCAGGAGCACCCUGAGCUGGCGGUGCUGGCCGACUCGGUUGACCUCCAGGAGUCCACGGGCAUGGCCUCCGACUCCUCCAGCGACUCAUCCAGCUCGUCCAGCUCCAGCUCCUCGGAGUCGGACUCGGAGUGUGAGUCGGGGUCUGAAGGCGACGGCAUGAUGCAUCGCAGGAAGAAGAGGAGGACGUGCGGCCCGGUGGGCAACGGGGACACCACCUCCCAGGACGACUGCGUGAGCAAGGAGCGCAGCUCCUCCAGGAUUAGGGACACCUGUGGAGGCCGGGCGCACCCCUGAGCGCAGACUCCCCCCGAGGUGGCUGUUGGCGGCCUCCCAGCUGGGUUCUCGCCUCUUCCGCUCCCACCUUCUCCUUUGCCUCCUGGACUCUGGAUCUCCCCUUCUGGUCCUCGCUCCUGUCUUCGGUCAGUGCUGUGUUAACUGAGAGUAGAGUUCAAGAAGCUGAAAGCCCGGCCAGCUCCGUGAAGCCUGCGGCGAACAAGACGUUGGCUAAGAAGGUUCUGUGCGCGCUCGUUCUGAGCUGAGCCAGAGCAGAGGGCUCCGUGUCUCACUGUGUCUCACUGUGUCUGUCAGCUCACUGCUGUUGCUAGGGAGCGGCGCCGGCUGUGCACAAGCAGACGCAUCGAGCGGUGAGUGGCUGACCUGCGAGGGAACCAGUCGUGUGUGAGGAGGGCCGUGAGCGCGUGCCGCCUUCCUGGAUGUCGCCCGGCGUCCGCAGACGGGGCAGUGCCUGGCCGCGUGCCCAGCGCCAGGGCCCGGUGCUCGGCCCCGUCUCGCUCUCCCUCGUCUUUGCCCCGCGUCAGCCGCUGUGGCGCUGCAGGGAUGCUGUGUGGUGGUUUGGGAGGGCAGGGGAGACGCUGGAGAGGUAUUCCGCGAGUUCCACCACAGAACAGCCAGGUUCUCUCCCAGCACGCGCCCGUAAGGAAGGGGACCCCACGACUGGGCCCGUUUCUCCCUGCGGACGUUAGUGAGUGGCCAGCAGGACGCAGAGGCUGCCGCCAGGCCCUGGAGCCAUCUCCGCAGGUCACUGGUGUGGACACUGGGGGCUGUCCAGCUCUUGCCCUCCCGAGUCACCCGCUUGCCUUAAUCUGUCCGUAGAUUCCGCUGAAUUUAAGUGAAAAUAAGGGGUCAUCCAGGUCACACCCUGUCACGUGCAGUCUGGGUUGGAGUGGAAGGAACGGCUCACGGUGGCCAGCAGCCAGUGGCCAGAGGGGGGCGGGGACGUCGUGCUCUGUUGCCUCUCAGCACCACCUACAAACAGGUGUGACCAAGGGAGCUCGCACCUCUGGCGGGUGGGUCAUCGCAGACUGGUCAUCGUCCCUGACCCUGGGGCGUGUGCUCUGCUCCGGGAGACUGGUCCUGUUAGUUCGGUUUCCCGCACCUGCUGCUGGCCGAGUGUCUGCUCCCUGCCUGUCUCACCUGCUGAUCGCUGCCUUUGAAGCAGGCCGGGCAGCGGCUCCCUCUGGCCCCUGGUGGCCCGGGUGUGCCUGGGUUGAAUUAAGUCAAGCUCUGAAUGUGGACUGUCUCGGUACUGAUACCCGAAUGGUGUUCCUCCUCUGCUUUUCACAAGCCUUUUCUUGCCGUCCUUAAAAAGCUUUUUUUCUUUUCCCCAGCAUUUGACCCUUUUCCCCUCAAUUCCGAACCAGUCAGCUUUUCUGUAAUAUAUUUAAGUUUGAAAUAAAAAGCGAAGGCUCUUUGCCACCAGGGGGCGCCGUGGGCCAAGUUGCCAAGGGGCAGAACUUGGACUAGAAAGAUGGGCGGCCCAGUCCUGCUGCUCCAGCGCUCUGGGCUCCUGUCUGAUGAGUGGUUUCCAGGGGGCCUGGCCUCUGUGACUGCUCCGUCUCCCGGAAGCGUCCAUGCAGCUGCUUGGCUGUGCCGCCCCCUCAGUAACCGUGGAUCGUGUUUUAUUCGUUGUAGGCAGGCCAGGGAUUCCACAGCCCCCACCUGGCGGUGGGGGUGUGUGUGUGCGGGCAGCCAAGCAGGCGGCAGAAGGAGCAGGUGGGAAAACCAACAGAAAAACACUGGAGCAGUGACCAGGUACCGGCACCGGGCAGGAAGUAGUGUGACCAAAGUGUCCACCUGUUCAGUUAGCGCCCGUUCCCACCUGGCACGAACCACCCCCUUGGGUAGCGUCACAGUAGGAAAGUGAGGCGUGCACAAGUGACAGCCGAGCCUGCAACUGAAGAGCUGGGUCCCAGAACAGACCUGGGGCUGGUGACCACUGCUGAGGAGGAGCGGGGUGGGCCAGACUGAGUGCGGGACCCGGGUCCCCAGCACUGUGGGAGUGAGGUUUCCCCAUCAGCCCCAAGAAUCCAGAGCCGCACGCAGCUGCCCCAGGGUCGUUACUGGUGCUGGGACGUUUAAGGGAGAGCCGCUGAAAACGGGCGUUACCACACAUGGCUCUGUUCCUGCAGCUGCCUGCUUAGUCAUUGAAGCAUGGACAAGUGUCGUAGCAGGCGCUGCCCUCGGUUCCAUUUGUUGCACUGAGAGCCCCGAUCCCUGGCCUGGAGUUGAAUGGUCGUUGAACGUGCUGUGGUUCACAGGGCCAGCCGGCGUGAGUCAGCCUUAUCUUAUUGAUGAGCCCACGGCUUGGCCGAGGUGGCCGACGUGCCGUAGGAGCAGCUGGUGCACGUGUGGUGCAAACCCACGGGGGCUCCUCAGCCUGGGUAGGGACAGACGGGGCGUGGCAGUGAGCGCAAGGGUGCCGUCUAGGAGUAGGCCUGUAGGAAGGCGGCCGUGGGUUCUAGUGUGUGUAGCAUUUCGGCAAGUACGGUGUUCUGGUGUGUGUGCUGAUGUUGGUGGGGUCGAGGUAGAAUCUGGUGUCUCCCUGCACACUGCCUCCCCCGCCCCCCCCCCCCAGCUUUUGUCAAAAGUGUUACAUUGAUGUGAUGUUGUGAGCUCGGCCCCCCUGCCGGCGGCUCACCGGGUGUCAUUGUUUGGGAGAACUGGAAUCCUGGCGCCCAGUGCCGGUCUCUGCUGGGACGUAGCCCUGGCCGCCGUGCCCACGGUGACAGGCUGCAGAAGAGCUGGGCUGUCCUGAGCACCCAUGCCUCUGCCUCCCAUCACUGUGGGCUUCGCCGCCCGUGGGUCUGCCCUGGGCUUGGUAUUUUUAACGUGGAUGAAACUUAUUCAUCAUUUUAAAUAAAGCAACUUGAUUUGGA
Molecule: messenger RNA, 4433 nt
Organism: Oryctolagus cuniculus (rabbit)
Lineage: Eukaryota; Metazoa; Chordata; Mammalia; Lagomorpha; Leporidae
Gene: JMJD6
Product: jumonji domain containing 6, arginine demethylase and lysine hydroxylase
Biological process (GO): phagocytosis
Cellular component (GO): nucleus; cytoplasm
Molecular function (GO): histone H4R3 demethylase activity; P-TEFb complex binding
Source: RefSeq, a predicted model, not a curated record